Molecule: messenger RNA, 1655 nt
Organism: Andrographis paniculata
Lineage: Eukaryota; Viridiplantae; Streptophyta; Magnoliopsida; Lamiales; Acanthaceae
Product: PLASMODESMATA CALLOSE-BINDING PROTEIN 4-like
Exons: 4
Coding region: 166-1272 (368 amino acids)
Source: RefSeq, a predicted model, not a curated record
ACCAUUCUCUCACCCCAAAUACACAUAUAUGUAUUUGUAUUUCUGGUAGUAUAUAUGCAUAUACAUGCAUUGCAGGCAUUAGUUCAAUUGCAAAUCUUCAUAUUUAAUUGACAUAUUUGCCAUUGAAGAACUGGAACUCUCUCUCUCUCUUUCUCUCUCAUUAGAAUGGAUGCAGCAGCAGCAGCUUCCAUGGUUCUCUUUGUUUCUAUUUCCAUUGUUUCAUCUUCCUCAGCAGCAAUAGCAAUAGCAAUGUUGCCUUCUUCUUCUUCUUCAAUGAAGCAACAGAUCCUCCAAACUAAGCUCCUAUUACACUCUUCUUCCCGGCGAGGAUUAGCUUCCUUCGUCCCCACCGAUUUUACACUCCCUCCGGACACCGCCGGCGCCGGCGCCGGUUCCAUCCCCAUUCCCCCGGAAGCUCCGGCCGCAUUCCCCUCAACAACUCCCUCAAUACCGACACCGGUAACCAAUCCCGUGACCACUCCCAGCACCGGCACCGGCAUUCCCGGUCCCCCGUCAACCACCACUCCCGGCACCGGAAUUCCAGGUACCCCGCCGGUGACCAAUCCCGUCCCGCCCCCCACCCCGAUGACCGGAGGGUUCCCCGGUACCGUCCCUGCAGUAGCUCCCCCUGUUUCCACCGGAGGGCAGGGGCAGGGGCAGAGCUGGUGCGUGGCCAAGAACGGCGUGCCGGAGACAAGCAUUCAAGUGGCCCUCGAUUACGCCUGUGGGAUCGGAGGUGCCGACUGCUCGGCAAUCCAGCAGGGCGCCGCCUGCUACAAUCCCAACACCCUUCAGAACCACGCCUCCUUUGCCUUCAACAGCUACUACCAGAAGCAUCCGGGGCCUAUGAGCUGCGACUUUGGGGGCGCGGCCAUGAUCACCAGUGCUAAUCCGAGCACAGGGUCUUGUGUCUUCCCAACGUCCUCGUCUUCUCCCACCAUGGCAGCUCCGACUCCUCCUACGGCAUCUUCGACUCAACCGGCAACGACGAUGUCUCCAACCACAAUGACGCCCCCGGCUGCUGCGACGGAUCCGACGAUGGCGCCGCCUUUCGGAAUGGCUCCGCCUGAUUCAUCUUCAACCGGAGCAACACCAAUGAGUUCAGGCAUUUCACCAAACAUCUUGAAUGCAAGCAGCCCUGACAUGGGCGGCGCCCCGGCAGGCUUAGGGUUUGGUGCCAACGCAACUUCGACGGCCAGCGCGCAGCCACUCACCGGUUGCAUCAUCACCGUGAUAUCCAUCGUCGCAGGGCGGAUCAUCAGUGCUGUUUAGAGCUGGAUCAUUGCAUUGCAUUCACUACUCUAGAAAGUACAUACAUACAGACAUAUCGAUAUAUGUAUAUGUAUAUUUAUAUGAGAUUUGAUUAGGUUGGGGAUUGUAGGUAGAGAUCCGAGUUCUUUGCGAUAUCAUUGCAGGUGUACUCCUGCGUGGUAACCAGAGAGUGAUGAGAUCCUUCAAAACAUUCGAUUAUUCAAUUAAGUGCGAGCAGCAGCAGAAGAAGAAGAAGAAGAAGAGGAUUAGGGUUUCUCUGAUGAAGGAGUAAUUUCUUAGUAUGCACAACUAGCUAGUAGCUAGAUAUAUAUAAUCAAUCAUGUAUAAUGUAGAUAUAUAUAUAUAUAAUAUGCCAAUUUUAUUUUAUUUUUUAUUUAUUUUAU